Molecule: messenger RNA, 1564 nt
Organism: Eucalyptus grandis
Lineage: Eukaryota; Viridiplantae; Streptophyta; Magnoliopsida; Myrtales; Myrtaceae
Product: protein-tyrosine-phosphatase PTP1
Biological process (GO): protein dephosphorylation
Molecular function (GO): protein tyrosine phosphatase activity
Source: RefSeq, a predicted model, not a curated record
AGGGUUAAGUUCCGGCAGACCCGACUCACACGAUCUCAACAACCGAAUCGAAUCCCCUCCGUGCGGAGCUGAAUCCGAAACCAUUCGCCAAUCAGCGAACGCCACAAAAUCGGCCCCAUAAAAAACCGCAGCCCCCGGAAUCGGGCGGAAAAGUUCGUCGGCAUCGAUCCGGACCCGCUCCCACGACGCGCAACUGGGGAACUCCGUCUCCCGCCGCUCCCUCCGCCGCCGGCAGCUCGCCAUGGCCGAGCCCUCCGCCGCCGCCGCCGCCGCCGCCGCCGCCGCGGUGUCUCCGCCCAGGCGUCUCGAUUUCUCGCCCGAUCCGCCUCCGAAGCCCGCUCUCUCGCCCGAUCAGCGCAGGUUCUGCGCCGAGGCGCUGCGGGCGCUCAAAGAGAAGCUCCAGAUGCCCGACAGGAUGAAGCAGGAGUUCGGUCGCUUGCAGGCGAACAGAAUUAGGCCGUCUGAGAUGGCGAGGAGCUGUACCGUCGCUCUGGACGACGUCAAUUCGAGCAAGAAUCGCUAUACGGAUGUUGUGCCAUAUGACAAGACUAGAGUUGUUCUGAACCCAUGUAAGGAUUACAGACCUGCUGCGAGGGGUUACAUUAAUGCGAGCUUCAUCAAGGCUUCCUCGAGCGAAAAUGUUAGUCGAUUCAUAGCCACGCAAGGCCCAUUGCCGCAUACCUAUGAGGACUUUUGGGAGAUGAUACUCCAGCAUCGUUGCCCGGCAAUUGUUAUGCUUACUCGGUUGGUUGACAGCUACAAGACAUUUAAUUCCGCAGGUAUGGUCAAAUGUGGAGAUUAUUUUCAGGCAGAAGAUGGUCCGAGAGUUGGAAAUAUUUGUAUCUCAACUAAAUGGAUAAAGAACACUGAUACUUCAUUGGUGUUGCGUCAUUUGGAGGUGAAUUACAAAGAGACCGAGGAGCCACCUAUGUCUGUUCUUCAUAUUCUAUACCCUGAUUGGCCUGAUCAUGGAGUUCCGGCAGAUACAAUCGCUGUUCGUGAAAUUUUUAAGAGAACAAAUGAGAUAUCACCAAGUCUUGGCCCAAUAGUCGUGCACUGCAGUGCAGGCAUAGGGAGGACUGGAACAUACUGCACAAUUCACAAUACUGUGCAAAGAAUUCUUGUUGGUGACAUGUCUUCCUUAGAUCUAGUCAAUACCAUAACCAUUUUUAGGUCUCAGCGAAUUGGAAUGGUUCAAACACUGGAGCAAUAUGUGUUCUGCUACCAAGCUAUCGUUGAUGAAUUGGAAGAUUUGAUCUCCUAGCAUAUUCAUAGUGUAAGGCAUAUGUCUUCUGUUACUUCAGUGGUCUCUGGAGCGUGCUUAGCUGGUAAUGUACCAAAGGAGCAGCGGCUGUCGAGACAGGCGCCGGAGAAGACGAUGGAAUUCUCUGCUCGCAGGAGGAGGCGCUCGUCGCAGGAGGAGACGCUCGUCGCAGGAGACGCUCGUCGCAGGUCGGAGGAGGAGAAGCUCGUCGCUCGUCGCAGGUCGCCGGAGGAGAAGCUCUUCGCCCGUCGCUCGUCGCUUGUUGCAGGUCGCAGGAGGAAGCUCGUCGCGGGGGGGUGA